GACAACGUUCAUGGCUCUCGGGUAGAACCCAGCGAAACGGCCAGAAUGAAUUCUAUGGACAGGCACAUCCAGCAGACCAAUGACCGCCUGCAGUGCAUCAAGCAGCACUUACAGAAUCCCGCCAACUUCCACAAUGCCGCCACAGAGCUGCUGGACUGGUGUGGAGACCCGCGAGCCUUCCAGCGGCCCUUCGAGCAGAGCCUGAUGGGCUGUUUGACAGUGGUCAGUCGGGUGGCAGCCCAGCAAGGGUUCGACCUGGACCUCGGGUACAGACUGCUGGCUGUGUGUGCUGCGAACCGGGACAAGUUCACUCCAAAGUCUGCCGCCCUGCUGUCGUCCUGGUGUGAGGAGCUCGGCCGCCUGCUGCUGCUCCGACAUCAGAAGAGCCGCCAGAACGACCCCCCUGGGAAACUCCCCAUGCAGCCCCCCCUCAACUCCAUGAGCUCCAUGAAACCCACUCUGUCGCACAG
Messenger RNA from Galeopterus variegatus (Sunda flying lemur), 470 nucleotides. Its product is annotated as zinc finger MIZ domain-containing protein 1-like. The transcript is spliced from 4 exons. The record is from RefSeq and is a predicted model, not a curated record. The annotation marks the transcript as partial. NCBI's taxonomy places the organism in Eukaryota, Metazoa, Chordata, Mammalia, Dermoptera, Cynocephalidae.